This is a messenger RNA of Symbiodinium sp. CCMP2592, 1983 nucleotides long. NCBI's taxonomy places the organism in Eukaryota, Dinophyceae, Suessiales, Symbiodiniaceae. The record is from the annotation of a GenBank genome assembly.
AUGCGCUUUCCCAGCGGCCUCCCUCCUGAUCUGGACGAUCAUGGUGUUGCCGUGAACGUGUUCAACUUUGCCGAUGGCGGACAGAAGACAUUGGCUGCCUUUUCCGUUUUUAUCUCGCUGGUCCUCACCUACAAGACCUGCCCCGAGUGCUUGAAGAAGCCGCAGGUACAAACAUGGAUGAGUUCUUUCUUGAUGAUUCAAACGUUGUGCAAAAGCAACGAGGACCCAGACUCUUCCAUGGAUGGUGCUUUGGGCCGCAUCAUAAAGCAGAACAUCGACGCCAAGGCUCUUCCAGUGUCCAGCCUGGCUUGGGCAUCCAUCUUCCAGACCUUCGGUGAGUCCUGGACAAUUGAGGAGUGCCUCGACCGCUAUAACUCGCACCCUCAGGUGCUUGCGUACGAAAGCGCCGACACAGGAUCCGGAAGCAUCCAGCUCAACGGAUCCAAGCGCCAAGCGGUGAGGAACCUUCUCAGCCGCUGCUCGCCAGCAGCGUUCCAGGUGAUCGUGCAGUCAACUCACGACGUGCCCUUCGUUUCAGGGGCCUUCUCGGAGAGCUUCGUCAGCAACAACAGUUUCUUCAUGGGGUCCAAGAACCCGGACCUGCUGCUGGCCAACGCUUCGACAACCGAGGAGCCUCUCCCAGAGGAGAUCUUCAUGAAGCCAGAUUAUUCUUUGCCGAUGACUGAGGACGGCCAGUACGUGUUCUUUGCCAAGGUGAAAGCCAAGUUCGAUAAGAUUACGGCGGGCUUGACGGCCAAGGACAAGAAGAAGUUGCGUGCAUCAAGUGACGAGCUGUUGUUUGUGCGCAACUUGAGCGUGCUCUUUUCUCAGUUUUAUCCGCACUUGAAGAUCCGGCUCGGAGAUGAGGAUGCAGAUGCUUGGCGCGCGGCUUUCAUUUCCAGCUCGCACAAGGAUGAUGACAUGAACAAUGUCCUGCAGACGAAGCCUGUCAAGCUUGCUCUGAGCAUGCUGCGUUCGGAAAAGGAAACGGCAGAAAAGCAGCGACUGGAAAGCCAGGCUGCGCGGCAUUUGGAAGUGGAGGAGCAAAGGCGCGACGUUCAAAUCGCGGAGUUCAAGUUCUUCGGAAGCGCUUUGAUCAGCGACCAAAUGCUUCUGAAACAGGCUUCGGAGGUACCAAGAAUGGUGAAGGCUCGACUGCACGCCAAAACUGUCGUGCACCGGCGGAACCAAGCGGCUGCAGCAGAGGAAGCUUUGCGAGGCUAUCAGGAAAGCUUCUUGCGAGUGCAAUGGGUUUCCAAGAUGGACUUGGCCAAAGCCGAGCUUUCCCGGAUGAAGGCUUCUGCGGCUGGCUGCAGCCCGUGCGAUGUGGCCUUGAUUGGCCAUGUGGAUUUCAAUUGCCCGCAUGCCAAAGGUAAGGGCAACAUGGAAACCCUGUGUGCAGCCUUGGCCAUGAUCAAUGAAGAUCUUCCUCAGCUAGCCUGCUCGAUGGUUGUGUUUCCGGACCACGCUCGGGAAACGUCGGCGCGGGGAGUGUGGGAUGAAGAACGAAAGAUUUUGGAUGAGAUGUUCGGAUUGGCGCAGAAUUGUGACACCAGGUUCAUUGACUUGUACACCCGGGACAAUGCGCGAGCGGAGUCCAAGACCAACAACAGGAAGUUUGGACAUGGCAUGCUCACUUUCAGCCGCACCGCCACAGAUGAGAACCCUUGGCGGCAAAGCGAGCUCGCCCUUUUCGGCAGAGCUGUUGGAACAAUGGAAAGUGAACGCGGAGCACCCACCGCCGUGUUUCCCCGGUCGUCUGCAUUGCUCCUGCCAGAAUCUGCAGAUCCAAAUGCUGACAUCAAGGUCAAUGAGCGGGUCCGCCCAUCACCGGAACAGCUGGCAGCCCAAAAGGGCUGCCACCGCUGCCAGAUGCUUUUGGAUAGCCUCUUCCGCUACAACCCACACCCUGGACCAGCAUUGCUGGUGAAUUUGACAGGAUAUGUCGAGGACAUGGGGCACGCUGCGGCUGGCUCGCAAUGA